Photinus pyralis (common eastern firefly) is the source of this 671-nucleotide messenger RNA. RefSeq names its product prefoldin subunit 5. Lineage: Eukaryota; Metazoa; Arthropoda; Insecta; Coleoptera; Lampyridae. The coding region runs from base 86 to 550 and encodes 154 amino acids. The record is from RefSeq and is a predicted model, not a curated record. Gene Ontology annotation, cellular component: prefoldin complex; cytoplasm. The transcript has 3 exons. Gene Ontology annotation, biological process: regulation of DNA-templated transcription; protein folding.
CUAGCCGAAGUCUGUCCUGUCAUUUGUCAAGUGUGACUGAACUUUUAUUUCAAUAAUUUGAUUUAUAUCAUAAAAUUACGUAAAUAUGUCACAAAUACCAUUAGAAGCGAAUGCACAGCAAAUUGAUUUAACUACGUUAUCAUUGCCACAAUUGACACAAUUAAAACAGCAGCUAGAUCAAGAGCUGACUCUCUUUCAAGAAUCCCUACAGUCUUUAAAAUUAGCUCAAAACAAAUUUCAAAACUCUGGCGAAUGCUUAGAAAAGGUGACACCUGAGUCGGAAGGAAAAUCUAUACUUGUUCCCCUUACUGGAUCUAUGUAUGUGCCAGGAAAGUUAGCAGAUACAAAACAUGUUAUAAUAGACAUUGGUACAGGCUAUUAUGCAGAGCAAGAUAUUGCCGGGGCCAAGAGUUACUUUAGACGUAAGAUUGCUUUUGUCACGGAACAAAUGGAGAAGAUACAAAUUAUCGGAUUGGAGAAAAGCAAAAUACGUGAUACAGUUGCAGAAGUAAUGGAAUUGAAGAUGCAAGCUCAAACGGCGCAAAGUUAAUGUUUAAGUUUUAAUAUUUAUUUUAAAAUUCGUAUUGCUGCUCGUUUAAAAAAAUGUCACUCUUUAGUUGUGAUAGGCAUUAAAAACUUUGCUAAAUACACCUACUAAAUUAUUUGUUAAA